AUGAUGCACCCACUCUUCGGUAUGCAACCGGCAGGCUCUCUGCCUGUCACAUAUCCCUACGAUGCCAUGGUUGACGACCACUCUCGGCAAAUGGCUUGCUCUCAGGCUGCACGAAGAUUCUCUCGAGGCUCCAACGGACAACGAUCAGGAGGUGCCAUGAGAGUAGUCAAGCCUACCAGUGCUAGCAACAGCCCCCGUUCGUCUGGUGUUAUGGCUCGCCGGAAGACCCUUAUGAACGAUGGCAACUCGCAACGCCGAAGACAGCAAGUCCUGGACCAGCUCUCGAUGUUCUAUGACACGGAGCAACAGCAACCUACCCAGCGUUCUUCACGCCCUGUCAGCUGGCAUCCCAGUUCCUAUGGCCAACAACCACAGGCUCAAGCCCAGCCCAUGUAUGCUCUCACCUCGAGCAACAUGUAUGCCAACCAGCAGGAUACAUAUGGCUACCCCCAUGUUUCCCCCAUGCUGGCAUCAACCUCCUGCGACACAUCCCCCCUAGCUUUCUCUCACCUCUCACUACCAUACCAGACUGCCGAUAACCUGCCCUACUACCCUUACCAGGGAACCUCGAUGGCUCAGCAGUCACCGGCCUCUUGCUCGGGCAUGGACACACGUCAGGUUUCUACGGAAGCCUCUGUACCCAACGACAACACGGCCUAUGGUAAUGGAUGGGACUGGAACAGCUUCAUCAUGCAUGGCUUUAACGCUACAACCCCACCCACACCCGAGACUCUUCCCCAAGCCGAACUCUCUCAACCGGCUGUGUCUGACGACAUCCCCUACCAGGCGCUUGAGGAGCCUCUGGAGGAGGAGGGUGAAAUUCUUGUUGGCAUGGGCCUUUACGACGCCCCCGACAAGUAUGAGGAAGACCCUCAGCUCAACAACUAUCGAUCCACGGUUUCCUCUCUCCUUGGAUCAACAUUCAGAGGAAACGAGCCCCGAGGCAAGGGCCUUAAGCUCGAGGAGACUUGGGAGCCUCCCAAGUCCGAUGAGGAGGAUGAGGACGACGAUGAGGAAGCGGACGCUUCUAAGACGAGCUCAGUCUGA
Molecule: messenger RNA, 1047 nt
Organism: Fusarium keratoplasticum
Lineage: Eukaryota; Fungi; Ascomycota; Sordariomycetes; Hypocreales; Nectriaceae
Exons: 1
Coding region: 1-1047 (348 amino acids)
Source: RefSeq, a predicted model, not a curated record